Messenger RNA from Cercopithifilaria johnstoni, 1392 nucleotides. The record is from the annotation of a GenBank genome assembly. NCBI's taxonomy places the organism in Eukaryota, Metazoa, Nematoda, Chromadorea, Rhabditida, Onchocercidae.
AUGCUGUGGAAGCAAUUUGUAUAUCCACGAUCAGUCAUUGUUUGUCCACGAAACUGCAAUUCAUUGGUAUCAGUACGGACAAUACUACUAUCGUACUUUUACCGGCGAUCUCCUAUGUACUAUUAUUGUCGGCCAUAUCGAAGACCAAUAUUACCUUUUUUGGAUUCGGCCCGAUAUAUGCACGAUAGUUUCAGUAAAAAUCCGUCGACUUCAGCGGGUCUCAGAGUUACUAACGAAGAGAGAUUGCCAACCAAAGAGCAGCUAUUUUAUGUGGAUUUACUCACCGAUGUGUUGGUACCUGGAUUUUUAAGCAAUCACAAAGAGUUUUUUAAAUUUAUGAAGCUAUGUACCAAAGAUAUUGUCUACGAUGAUUCGAUUUUUAAUCAACAUACCCAAGGCAUAGAGAGAUUUGUAAGACGUGUUUCGCUCUCCAAGUUAUACUUCGGUGCAAUGCAAUCGGCCAGCAAGUUUGAGAAACUGGGAUCAUGUAUCUAUGAAAACAGUGAUGUCGUUGUAGUUCUUUGGCGGAUGAUGACCAUAAAAUUAUAUCAUCAGCAAACAGAUACCGUUGAAGGAGCGCUAGAUAUUCACCUUGAUGAGAAUGGACGUAUUUACAAAAUUAAUAACCGGCCAAUAACUCGGAAUGACAAUGAAGAUGCAUCUAUCCUAUCAAAAUUAAAAGAAAGUGCGAAAACUGGAAAUGGUGAAGCUUUAGUAACAACAGUACAAAUGCGAACGAUAUUGCGAUAUUUGCUCCAUCUUGCUGCUCCCUCUUCUACUUAUUUUUUAGUUUCACGUGCUUAUAAUAAUGGAAAAGGUAGCAGAGGACCGGAAAUGUUUCAGUUGGAGCAUGUACGGAAAAGAAUAGAAAUGACGGCUCCACAAUUCUUUCGGGAGCGACCUGAUUAUACAUUUUACAGGCCGGAUGUGGUAUACAGGGAUGAGAUUUUUCAUAUGACUAUUAUGGGUCGAGACAAACUCAUGGCCUAUUUCGGUUCAAUUAGUGUAAUAUGUCUAUUUUGUUUUCCUCAUAUAGAGAUGGAGGUUUUGAAUAUUUUACCGAUCUCAGAAGAUGGAACAGUACGAUUAAGAUGGCGUAUAAAACACAUCUCAUUUAUACGAUCCUUAUUGAAUCCUAUGCUGUUUAAGUAUGAAUACCGUAUCAAAAGGUUGAAAUGGUACGAUGGUCUCACAGUAUUUUACGUUGGUGAAGAUGGACUUGUAUAUCGAGUGGUUACACGUAGAACUAUUGACGAUGAACAAAAGAGUCCACAGGCAAAUCGACUUGCUGAUUUAGCGCAAAAAGUUGGUGUACUACCGAAAGGUUCCACAGCAUUUGUAACCAACUCUGUGCGAAAUGACGCAUUGCUUGCUAAACAGGUUCCGAAGUAG